Messenger RNA from Parasteatoda tepidariorum (common house spider), 4677 nucleotides. The record is from RefSeq and is a predicted model, not a curated record. NCBI's taxonomy places the organism in Eukaryota, Metazoa, Arthropoda, Arachnida, Araneae, Theridiidae.
UGUUAUUUAAUUGCUAGUUUAAAGCAAGAAAAAAUUUUUGCAAAACAUUUCAUUUGCUUUUCCACAGAAAAGUUCAUUCAAAACAUAUAAAUUGAUUCCUUUAGUAGUCCUUUCAUUGUCAUCCUUUUGUCAUGUUUAAGUUGAAGGGAGUAAAUUUCUCUUUCUCCGUGGUCUUCCUUGGAGCGCCAUCUAGUUUUUCUCCCCAGCGAUUCAAUAUAAAUAUAACGGAGUUGCAAUGAAGUACUUAGUCGUGCGUUAUAAUUAGCGUUAAUUAACAUAAUUUUGGGGUUUUAUUAAGUGUUUCAUAUUCCAAACUAAUAUUAGUGACACUUAUAACCAGCAAAAUCGAAUCACAGCUGACCGCUGAAAUUCAGCCGUCUGUCUGACGUGUGCUGGAAGAUCGAACUUCGGGGAGCCAGCCCAAAAUGGAGGAGCUCUGAAAUGUUAUUUUGAAGCUAUUUUUAUGGCGUAUUGUAUCGGGACACCCACCAAUCUCCAACCUGUUUUUUUCCAAAGCACAAAAAUGUUACUUUUCUAGCAAAUUUUUUAACUUAUUUCUUGCUGUCUUAGUGCCAUGCAGGGCCCCUGGGCCAAGAAAUGUUUUGGUGCCCCUAUAAUAUGUAUACUGUUUAUAAUCCAGCUACAGAAAUUUCCCAUACAUAAAAUGGGCAAUGCCAACAGAACAGGAAACUGUUUGCAAUGCACCAUCAGAUUUAGAAGAACAUAGUUUCAAUUUACAUAGCAUCAUGCCUUGUGGAUCUUCAAAAGUUAAUUCUGGGAGUGGAGAUCCAUCCAAUAAAAAUGAAGAAAAUGGCUGUUGUGCUUUUGAAGAUUUGGACCAUUCAGUUCUUCAACAUCCUUUGUAUACAGGGGUAAGAAAUGUGAAACAAAUAUUAAAAUGUUUGCAGGAUGCCACUAAGGAAGUUAAAGAUGUCAUACUAAACGAGUGUAAUAUCAUAUAUGAAUGUAAAGUAUGCGCAAAUUUAUUCCGAAGUCUGGCAAAUUUGUUGUAUCACAAAAGAUGUUAUUGUAAAAAACACUUAUGUGAAGAAAUGGUUUUGUUUGAUCAUUUUGAAGAGGAGCAAGCAGUAAUCAUUCAACCUGAAACUCCCAGUGAACAAGAAACAACUCCUAAGUUGUUGAAAUGCACUGUUGAUUUAGUUAAAACAGAUUUGGGAAAUGACAAAAGUGUAUUUGUUGUGGAAGAUGUAUCGAAAAUCGACAGUGAAAUGAAACAGUCAUCAAUUAUGAGUAAAGGAAAUAAAUCUAAAGAUCUGAUGGAUAAAAAAACCACUGAAGUUAAGAAAUCUGAGCAUUCUAUGAUUUCACGAAGGACUAGAGAUAAAAAUUCUCAAAAGGCAGAAAAGAAAAAGAAAUUGGUUAAUUCACAAUCUGUUGAGUCCCAACCAAAAGCUAAGAAAAUAGAUAAUUUUGAAAUCAUCAACAUUGAUUCAGCCAUAGUGAAAGUAGGUACUCAAAAUGAAAUUGAUUUAGAAGUCAAAAUGGAAACUACUAAUAGCAAUGCCAAUGAUUUUCAAGAAAAAGCAAUGACACAAGAAAAUAUGGAUAUCAAGGAAGAAAACGAAUCACAAAAAUUGGAUGAUGAAAAUUCUAAAUCAAAUGAAUCGAAGUUAGAGAUUAUAAAGGAAAAUAAUCCACUUGAAGAAAACUCGACUGAAGUGAAAGCUGAUAAUGCAUCAAAAACAAGUGUAAAACCAACGAAGAAGAUAAUUUUUACCAAACCCAAAACUCUUCAGAUUAAAAAUUCAGUUGUUCUUGAUGAUCUCAGAAAGAAUUUAGAAACUGAGAAUAUCGGAUUGACGAAAAUCACUAAUGCAUCUGGGAAAAAAGUUUGUUUUCCAAAGCUUAUUUUAAAAACUGUUGAUGGCAAUCCUCAUGCUGUUUUUCAGAAAGCUGAAGCAAAACAGUCUAGUACCCCAACAAUAAAAAGUCCCACUGAUCAAAAACCAGAAAAUGAAAAAUUAAUUCUAGUUUUAAAGAAAGACGCUUUAAGUCCCACAAAACCAAUUCAAGAGAAAACUGAGAGUGCAAACAAUAAAAACGUAAUAAAAUCAACCGAGUUUCAUCAUCUAACACGACGAAAGAGACUUUUGGCUCGUAAUGAUUGCAAAGUACAGGAACUAAAAUGUCUCACGUGCAAUACUAUAUUCACAUCUCUGAAAACUCUGUAUUUUCAUAUGCUAUCUAUUCAUUCGAAAAAAAGACUCUAUUAUCCUUGUCCUCUUUGUAAGGCUUACUUUGUACAAAUUUAUGGAGUUACUAGACAUUUAGUUUCCAUUCAUAACAAGACAAAGGAUCAAAUUAACAAAUUACGUGAUACUAUAAAAAAGAAGAGUAUUUGGAAGAAAGUUGAUGAUACUAUUUCUUCUAAAGAUGAUAUAUCUAUUGAUAAAACGGAGGUAAAAAAAGAGCUUGAACCAGAGACAAAGCAUGAAUUAGUGACAUCUGAAAGUGAUGGCUCUACAGCACCAGCUAUUAAAACAAUAAUUAAGCUUAACAAAAAUGUAAACUUUCACCAAUGCUCUAAAUGUAGCAGAGUGUUUGGAAGAAAAUCAUCCCAAGUUAGCCACGAGAAGUUCUGCAUUAUGAAUGCAAUUAAAGUAGAGACAGUUGACCUGGCAGCUCAGUCUCCUCCAACAAGUCCUCCCUUGAUUUCAUUUCUGUCAUUAGCUCAAAAAAGGCAGAGUAUUGAAUCAGAAACUAAUAAACAAAUUCAAUCUCUAAGACUUCAGACUGACCCUGCUUUAAAAAUAAGCAUUAGGCCUAAAAGAAAGGCUGAAAAACUAAUGCACAAAGAUUUUAUCGAUAGUCAAACUUUGAAAUGGAGAUCUGUUAAUAAAGUAGUGAAUAACACUAAAACUCCUCCUGCUGCUAAGAAGAGUACUACAAAAAAUUUAGAAAAGAAAGUUUCAAAUAUAAUGAAUGUUGAGAAUUUGACUUGCUUAAAGUGUGGUAAAAAUUUUUCCUCAUAUUCAAAUUUAAAAAGACAUGUUGCCAUACAUGUUGGAUGGACAAGAUUUAGAUGCGUUAUUUGUGAAUACCAAGCUUAUAAUAAAUCCCAGUGCUGGUUUCAUGUACAGAAAUUUCACGAUAUUUCUGAAGAUGAAGUAGAAAAAUAUGUACAAAAUUUAGGGUCUAACUGGCUGUCUAAAAAACCUGUUUUUCACCAGCAAAGCCAAACUUCUAAAAUUAAUUCACCUGGAAAUGUUAAAAAACAUAGUGCGGUGCAAAAAAUAAAAAAGAAGAAAAAUAUUGGGAGACCUAUUGAAAAGAAAUUCACCCAAUCUGUCAAAAAAUUAAGUUUGGACAGCAAAAAAGAUUCAGACUCCAGAAAGGACAAAUCCUCGAGUAUAGACAAUAAGAAAGAAGCCGGUGAAAACAAAAAGAAGAUACAAUAUAUUGACACUAAAAAAGACAUCAAUGAAAUGAAGAAAGAGAAAAGCCAUUGCUUGGAUUCUAAAAAAGAAGCUAACGAUUCCAAGAAAGAGAAAAGCCAGUCAAUCAGUUUUAUACAAAAAAGCAAUGUACCUGAUUUUAAAAAAGACCUCAAUAAUUAUAAAUCUGUUACUACUAAUAACCCCACUACUAUAAUACUCUCUAAGAAACUACCUUCAUCAUCCGCCCAGUCAGUAGUAACGAUUCCGACAGAAUCUCAGUCUUCCAAUAAAGCAUGUCCACUGCGCUCUUCGCCACGUAAAAUAGAAAUUAAAUCCAUCAAAUCACCCGAGGAGAAAAGUUUGACAAGCUUAGUUACUAGAUCCACAGCCUAUGCAAAAAGCUCAAUACAGAUUAAAAUUACACCUCCACGACCCACUUCUGCUGAAACCAUAAAAAAAUCAUUGAAUCAGUACUCUGAAAAAACUUCUCCCAAGAAAGAUAAACUGAUAAGUGAAUGGUUUCCAAAAAAGGACUUGAAUUCUAAUACAAGCAGAAGGGAAUCGGCUCCAUUAAUAAUAGGACUUGUGCCUGCUUCAAAUUCAGGAUUGAGUGUUCGUACGAAAAACCCUGCAAUUACUUAUGAGAAAAGUGGCAAUUAAUAUUUUCUAUAUUAUGUACUUGGUUAACUUCACAUAGACUUUUUUGACUUUAAUUCAUUUUUAGAUAUGGUGUCUCUGUUAAGAAUGAAAUGAGCCAAUCACAAGUGUCUAAAAUCAAUUUAGAGAGUUUGGUUAUGUUGGUGAACUUUAUCGAAUUUAAUUUCUUUAAUACUAGAAAUUGAAAAAGGAAAAUUAUCUUAAAAUCAAUUUAUCAAAAUGUAUUAUUAACAAAAUCAUCUAUUUUCUACAUUUUAAUUUAAUGUUAUGGAUUUCUCUACAUGAUGGCUCAAAUGUGUUAAUCUAAUUACAGUGUUUAAGUACUGCAGUCUUUUUUUUAAUAUUAUUAUAACCUGUGCAGGAAUGGUUUUUACAACUUAAUCUCACAGUAUCAUAGUAAAUACACUGUAUGUUUUAUAUACUUUAUUUCAGCUACUUUAGAAUUCUUCUAACAUUGUUAUUUCGUUGCUAUCUGCUGUGGGCCCUUAGGAAAUAAUAAAUAACUUAAAGAAAGAAAAAAAUUUAGUAAAAAAAUAUGUUGCUGUUUGACUUGCCAAAUCGCUGAAAAUGUUGUGUAGAUCAAUUGAUGAAUAACUAGUUUUUAAAAUGGGAAUGAAAUUUU